AUGCCCCUAAGGCCCGGAUAUCCGAACGUGGUCCUCCCACCCCCUCCCGCCCUCACUCCAAGUCUGGUGUUAAUUAGCAUUGAUUUGAUCGGCGGUCCGCGUAAGGAGUGGCGCGUGACGGGGGAAGUGGACGCGUGUGCACUUGCGCGCGCGCGCCGACUUAAUCUGCGUUAUCCCCAAUGGACCAAAUUUAUCAUCAAACAGGCUGGGAAAAUUUCCACCGAGGCUGUGAACAAACGUGCGACUAUGUCAAAAGUCGCAAAGCGCUCCAACGAAAGGAAAGACAAAGUUGUCGUGAUUGCGGGUCAAACCGAGUGA
Molecule: messenger RNA, 318 nt
Organism: Mesocestoides corti
Lineage: Eukaryota; Metazoa; Platyhelminthes; Cestoda; Cyclophyllidea; Mesocestoididae
Source: the annotation of a GenBank genome assembly